Gasterosteus aculeatus aculeatus (three-spined stickleback) is the source of this 3383-nucleotide messenger RNA. RefSeq names its product coronin, actin binding protein, 2Ba (gene coro2ba). Gene Ontology annotation, molecular function: actin filament binding. Lineage: Eukaryota; Metazoa; Chordata; Actinopteri; Perciformes; Gasterosteidae. The record is from RefSeq and is a predicted model, not a curated record.
CUAGCGGGGAGCUUUUCCCUGUUGUAGUAACCAACCGCACACCGGCUGCCAGCCAUUACUUCACUGCAGCAGCAAUCAGCCCUUUCGUACUAAGUGAGCCAGACAUACUAACCUGUCUGUCCCCUCCUCUCUCUCCCUCUCUCUCUCUCCCUCUCUCCCUCUCUCCCUCUCUCUCUCUCUCUCUCUCUCUAUCCCUCUCUCUCUCGCUGAGUAUGCAGCAGAGCUGCCCCUCCUCUCCUCCUCAUCACUCUGCCUCUCCUGCGGCGUUGCUCUUUGCUUGAAGGGGACACUGGCCUGCUCCUCACCCACUGAUUCUGCAUGACUGUCACAAAGAUGUCAUGGCGUCCGACCUACCGAAGCUCCAAGUUUCGAAAUGUCUACGGAAAAGUGGGCAACCGGGAGCACUGCUUCGACGGCUUCCCCAUCACCAAGAACGUGCACGACAACCACUUCUGCGCCGUCAACUCCAAAUUCCUGGCAGUCGUCACCGAGAGUGCCGGCGGGGGCUCGUUCAUUGUCGUACCUGUAUCCCAGUCCGGUCGGCUGGACUCUCACUGCCCAAAGGUGUGUGGUCACCAAGGCAACGUACUGGAUAUCAAGUGGAAUCCCUUCUUUGAAAACAUCAUAGCAUCCUGCUCGGAGGACACCUCGGUGCGAGUGUGGGAGAUCCCAGAGGGCGGGCUGAGACGCAACAUGACGGAGGCGGUGCUGGAGCUGUACGGCCACAGCAGACGGGUGGGUGUGAUCGAGUGGCACCCCACCAGCAGCGGCAUCCUCUUCAGCGCCGGCUACGACUACAAGAUCCUGAUCUGGAACCUGGAGAUCGGCGAGCCGGUGAAAAUGAUCGACUGCCACACGGACGUCAUCCUCAGCAUGUCCUUCAACACCGACGGCAGCCUGCUGGCCACCAGCUGCAAGGACAAGAAGCUGCGCGUCAUCGAGCCUCGCUCCGGGGCCGUCCUCCAGCAAGCCAGUUGUAAGAACCACCGCGUGAACCGAGUGGUGUUCCUGGGCAACAUGAAGCGACUCGUCACCACGGGGGUCUCACGCUGGAACACCCGGCAGAUCGCUCUGUGGGAUCAGGAGGAUUUGUCCAUGCCCAUUGUGGAGGAGGACAUCGACGGCCUCUCAGGACUGUUGUUUCCCUUCUACGAUGCUGACACACACAUGUUGUACCUGGCAGGCAAGGGGGACGGAAAUAUCCGAUACUUCGAGAUCACCACGGAGAAGCCGUACUUCCAAUACCUGACGGAGUUCCGCUCCCCGGCCCCGCAGAAAGGCCUCGGUGUGAUGCCAAAGCACGGGCUGGAUGUGGGCGCCUGUGAGGUGUUCCGCUUCUACAAGCUGGUCACUCUGAAGGGUUUGAUCGAGCCCAUUUCCAUGAUUGUCCCAAGAAGGUCAGAUACGUACCAGGAGGACAUCUACCCCAUGACCGCAGGAACAGAACCUGCGCUGACAGCAAGUGAAUGGCUGAGCGGCAUUAAUCGAGACCCGGUCCUAAUUUCCCUGAAGGAGGGUUACCAGCAACCAAACCAGUUAGCGUUUAAGGCCCCAGUGAAGGAAAAGAAGAGCAUGGUGGUGAACGGGAUCGACCUGCUGGAGAACGUUCCACCCAGGACAGAGAACGAGCUCUUGCGGGUGUUCUUCCGGCAGCAGGACGAGCUGCGGCGCCUGAAGGAGGAGCUGACCACCAAGGACGUGCGGAUACGCCAGCUGGAGCUGGAGCUCAACAACCUGAAGAACGUUAGCCCCAACAACGUCUGACCUCUCGCCCUCCCGCAGUGGCAAAGCUGCUUCCUUUGCCUCCAAUUCUGACCUCCAACGAGCUUCUGAGCCCUCCUAUGCCUCUUUUUUGAUAAAUCAUAACCUCAUUCCUGCUGCCCUGCGUAGUGCACACAAUAAUAUGAUAAGUGUUGGAUGACGUCUUAACCCAGGGGGGAAAUUACUGGAAUAUUGUAUUCAUGGCAAAUAUGAUGAGUGAAGGAGAAAAGGACCAGUUUACGGCUUCAUGAAACGGUGGGAAAGAUUUUAAAUCCAUUUAGGCGAUGUCUAGUUUUACGACUUUUGAUCGAGCGCGUUCUCAAGUGUUACGAUAAUGCAUAUUCUGCCAGACCUCCUGAGAGAUUGUCUCACUGUGCCUACCCCAUCAUUCACGUGGAAACACUUCACAAACACACACCCUUCUCCCGUACGUGACCAAACCAGGCAAAGCUAGAGGAUAAAAAGACGAUCCCGUGUUCCUUCCACAAGGCCUUAGACCGCCAGCCAGCUGCAAACAUCUUUUCAAAAUGGCUGAGAUUCCUUUGCACCCGACAGACGAGACGACUUUUUUUUUUUUGCCGACGUGAAUGAUGUUUUCCACCGAGCUGCUAAUCCCGUAGCUUCUUUUCUUAUUGUUUAUUUAAAUACUGGGAAGGCAGCGGGGGGGGGGGGGGACAAGGGAUCCACUUAUGUAACAGAUCUGGUCUCAAGGGAAGCUUUGUCCGGCUGUUAUUGGCUUUUAGGGCUCAUUUUGUGGAUGGAGGAGCAUAAUGUGUAUCUACUUCUAUUUAUUUGUCACAUUCAACCUUUUUAACCAACAUGUAAAUGUGUUAAUCCCCUGAUUUUUGUAUGAUGUGGCUGCGCAGUUAAGGGUUGUGACGCCCGAUGGAUUUUGCUGAAUGUUUCCGAUUGAAAUGGUGCAAGAUUUGUGUGAAUCUGCACCCUUGACUUAACUUUACAUGAGGUAUAAACGUAUAAUCUUGCCUUUUCCUAACAGUGCAGAAAACUGUUAUAAUAACCAUCCUUUUACAUUUAAAACAAAGUAUGUCACCAUUAGUCACAUGUGUUUAACUAGAUGUGUAAUCUUGACCUAGAGCCUCCAGGUCAGCCGUCUCCCCUCCCGUCCACUUGAACCCCCGACAGACUCUGUCUAAAUCCCUCCAUUAGGUUUUCUUCUUCAUGUGAUCAGCUCUAUUGAAACGUCCAGGCAGUCCGAGAAGAUCCUCCUUAAACAUAACGUGCGUCUUUUAAUCCAGGCCCAUCGUAUUCCACCUGGUUUUAUUCCGAUUCCGCUCUCUGUGGACCAGGAAUAGGAUGAAUACGACAAUAUGCUACAUGAAUACUAAGAAUGGAAUUUGAGAGUAGGCAAAAGGUCGAAGUGGAGACCUAAAAAGGCUCCAGCGCUUAAUAGCUUCCGCCAAGAAAAGCCGCCGCAACAGGCGGAUCAGCUACAGCGGACAGACAGUCGGGGCUUCUCGUGUAGGUGGAGCAGGAAUAAAAGCAACGGUGAAUCUUUGUGAAGGAAGGUCAACGGGACAGAAAGGUUAUUUGAAAUGACUGAAACCCUCUUUGUACAGUUGUCGAUUAAAUGUAGAACUUGGCCUGGACAGUCGUACCAUCAA